AUGAUAGUGUCUUUAGCAAUAACUCAAAAAAAAAGAAAAAUUGCUAUUUUAGUAAUAGUAGAGGAAAAAGAAGAAAAAAAAGAUAGUGAUGGCAGAGGUGGAGAUGGCAGAGAUAAGGAUAACGAAGGUGAGGAUGACGGAGGUGGAGACGGUGGAGAUAAGGAUGAUGAUGAAGAUGAUGAUAGAAAUGAUGAUGGUGAUGAUUGUGAAGGUGAUGAUAGUAAAGGUGGUGAUAAUGGUGGUAAUGAUAAUGGAGAUGAUGAUGGUGGAGGUGAUGGUGGAGAUGAUGAUGAUGACGGUGUUAAUGGUGAUGACAAAGAAGAUGUUAAUAAUGUUGGUGAUGGUGGUGAGGAUCUUUUUUUUGUUGGUGAUGAUAAGGAUGAGGACAGUGAUAGUUUUCUUUUUCUAUUAUUAUUCGCGGAAUUCGCGCGAAUUUCUAACACAAUAUCAGAGAAACCAAUUUAG
Ambispora gerdemannii is the source of this 465-nucleotide messenger RNA. Lineage: Eukaryota; Fungi; Glomeromycota; Glomeromycetes; Archaeosporales; Ambisporaceae. The record is from the annotation of a GenBank genome assembly.